Molecule: messenger RNA, 1062 nt
Organism: Caenorhabditis briggsae
Lineage: Eukaryota; Metazoa; Nematoda; Chromadorea; Rhabditida; Rhabditidae
Gene: Cbr-cec-2
Product: Protein CBR-CEC-2
Exons: 7
Coding region: 1-1062 (353 amino acids)
Source: RefSeq, a predicted model, not a curated record
AUGGCCGGUCUAGACACGUCUGGACCUUUAGAGUACAAUCCAAUUGACAAAGAAGAGGUUCAAGGAGAAGAAGAAGAAGACGUUCACACCUGGGAGGUGAAAAAGAUCACUAAAGCCAAAUUUAAGGAUGAGCAAUUGUCAUUUUUGGUCAUCUGGGAUAUCGAUCGAUCGCUCACUUGGGAACCAUUGGAAUCAUUUUCCGGAGGUCUUCAACAUGAAAGAAUUCGAAAUUUCGCAAAGAAAAAUCCCCAAAAAUGGGCGUAUUUGAUGAAAAAGAUCCCAGACAAUCUUCGAGAGGCAUUGCUCAGCGCAAAAAAUGACGCCAUGGCUACAAUAACCGAUGGACCGGAUAUCGAUUUCAUCGAGGAGAAGCGCACUGGAUUCGAAAAUGAACAAGUUGUGCCAAAUAUCAUGAGUUUCAAGCAUUUUGAAAAUUUGGAAAACGUCAAAAAUUUGAUUGAAUCUUUGACGCCUUCUGCUUUGUCAGGAAAAUCUGAAAAACGGCGACGUCAUACAAAAGCUGAAAUGAAGGCGAUGUCAGUAAUCGAUCGGGAGGAACUUCGAAAAACCCAAAAUCGCGUGUGCUCUGCAAAUUCGCUCCACCGGAAAAAAGAGAAAAUCGCUGAAAAUCGGGAAAAAAUCAAUAAUUUGAAGCGCGAAUUGGCUGAAAUUCGCGGGAAAAAUCAUCGAUUUUUCGAAAAUUCCGAAAAUUUCGAAAAAUUAAAAUUGCGAAUUUUCGACGAAAUCGAACGAGAAAAUUCGGGGAAAAAAGAAGAAUUUGAAGAGAAUAUCAAAAAUCUGAAAAUCGAAAUCGCUGGAAUUACCCUGCGUCACCAACAGGAACCCCAGAAUAAGAGCACACUGGCCGCUCAAAAAUGUCGAAAGAACUUGAAUUUGAGAAUCGCCGAAAUGGAAUUUUCUGGAAUUUGUCUGGAAAUCGAACUGCAAAAAGAGCUGAAAUUGGAGUCCGAGCUCAAAAAAGCGAUAAAUUUCGACGAGGAGAAAAGUCCAUUGGAGCAGAUUUUGAACAUGGCGGAAAUUCAAAUAAACCGGAAAUUUUAA